AUGGCAGAAAGGAAACUUCUUACUGAAAGAGCGCUAUUUUCCAAACUGGGCACAUAUAGUUCAAAGCCUAGAGUUAAACUGGGAGGAAUGUUCUGCAAAGUGGAAGACGCAUUUGAAAACAAAACUUUAAAUUUUGAGUCAUCUAGUCCCAGAUGUGAAAGAAAAUGCACCAAACAGGGUUCAGAAGAGACACACAUGUCUUCGGCGGAUCCGGACGUUCAGAAUCGGAGCGCAGGCAGCUACUCGCCUGGGAGAGAGCCCAACAGCCGAACCGAACCCGUUUCCAUUACCGGGGGACCGACCAUAAUCUUUUCCUCAUAUGAGGAUCAGGUACACAGGGCACACAGCAGGGAACACGCCAGCGAUCGUCUCGUCAUCAAAGGCGGGAAGAUUGUCAACGAUGACCAGUCUUUUUACGCCGACAUCUAUGUGGAGGACGGAGUCAUCAAGCAGAUCGGGGAGAACCUGAUCGUCCCCGGUGGAGUGAAGACGAUCGAUGCCUAUGGCCACAUCAUCAUCCCAGGUGGAAUAGACGUGAACACCAGCCUCCAUGCUCCACAGCUGGGCAUGAACCCAGCCGAUGACUUCUACCAGGGAACCCAGGCCGCAAUUAUGGGCGGCACCACCAUGAUCAUCGACCACGUGGUCCCCGAGCCGGGUUCGAGCCUGCUGGCGGCGUACGAGCAGUGGCGCGACAUUGCUGACAGGCGAUCCUGCUGCGAUUACUCUCUGCACAUAGACAUCACGCGCUGGCAUGAGGGGCUGGUCGAGGAGCUGGAGACCUUGGUCAAGGACAAGGGUAUCAAUUCCUUUUUGGUUUUUAUGUCCUAUAAAGACAAAUUCCAGAGCUCUGAUACACAGAUGUAUGAAAUCUUCAGUAUCCUCAGAGACCUGGGAGCCAUCGCUCAGGUGCACGCUGAAAACGGGGACAUCGUGGACGAGGAGCAGAGGAGGCUGCUGGGCCUUGGGAUCACAGGCCCUGAGGGACACUUGCUGAGCCACCCUGAGGAGGUGGCGACGGAGGCCGUGUACCGCGCCAUCACCAUCAGCAAGCAGGCAAACUGCCCCCUCUACGUCACCAAGGUGAUGAGCAAGUCAGCCGCCGAUGUCAUCGCGCAGGCCAGGAGGAAGGGCAUGGUGGUGUACGGCGAGCCAAUCGCAGCCAGUCUGGGCGCCGACGGCUCACACUAUUGGAGCAAGAACUGGGCCAAGGCCGCCGCCUUUGUGAUGUCACCACCAAUCAGCUCUGACCCCAGCACAGCAGACUACCUCAACUCUCUGCUUUCCUGCGGUGACCUGCAAGUUACCGGCAGUGCCCACAGCACGUUCACGACGGCCCAGAAGGCCGUCGGGAAGGACGACUUCACCUUGAUUCCGGAAGGUACAAACGGGAUUGAGGAGCGGAUGUCGGUCGUCUGGGAGAAGGCCGUGGUAGCGGGAAAGAUGGAUGAGAAUGAGUUUGUGGCGGUGACCAGCACCACCGCCGCCAAGAUCUUCAACCUGUACCCCCGUAAAGGUCGGAUCGCCGUGGGUUCCGAUGCCGACAUCGUCAUCUGGAACCCAAAGGAGACCAGGAUAUUUUCUGCAAAAUCGCACAAGCUGGUGGUCGAGUGUAACAUCUUUGAGGGCAUGGAGUGCCAGGGGGCCCCGGCCGUGGUGAUCAGUCAGGGGAAGGUGGUGCUGGAAGGAGGAAACCUCAACGUCACCGAGGGAUCCGGUCGCUUCAUUCCCAGGAAGUCGUUCCCAGACUUUGUCUACAAGCGGAUCAAGGCCAGGAAUCGGAUGUCCGAUGCCCGUGGCGUCCCGAGGGGUCUUUACGAUGGACCCGUGCACGACGUCAUCGGAGCGACGAUGUCCGUGCCGGCCACACCGACCCCUCGGGGGUCCACAUGUCCCGGGAAGGCCCAGAUCGUACCUGCCCGGAACCUGCACCAGUCUGGCUUCACGCUCUCCGGAACUCAGAUGGACGACCACAUUCCAAGGCGCACGGCCCAAAGGAUUGUGGCUCCCCCUGGUGGCAGAUCAAAUAUUACAUCGCUAUCUUGAUCUUCACUCCCUCCCUCCAUAGCACCUAUAAGAAAACUGCUCUUGCUUCCUCUAACACCUAGUGGUACCAUCCUGUACUGUAUCAGCAUUAAAUAGGAAUAACUCACUGACAUUCAUUUUGUGUCAGACGUCCCAGUAGCAAAAAAAACAGCCAGUGCAUAUAUUUCAUCUCAUUCAUAAUAUCUAUACUCAACUGUGCGUAACUAGCCAACAAUGUAGCAACAGGCAUUUGUCACCCCCCCCAAUAUCCAAAGCAUGUAUCUAGGACAGGGUCCCCAUAAGUUAAAAAAAAAAAGAAAGGUUUUACUCAGCUCCAAUGUAGCAUUUAAGCGGUGUAGCUAUUAUUUAGUUAUACAUGUGAUUAGCGUCUGUAAACCAUGGACAGGUCUGUGUUUUCUGGUUGUAGGUUUGCCUGCUGUUCUCACAUACAGAUCAGAGAUCAACAGACUCUCAUCCGAGAGCCUCCCGUGCUGAAGUAGAUAUAGAGUCGAAGUCUGUAUAGAUUGAUUCAGAAAGACAGUAUCAUUGCAUAUGCUGGUGAAGGUCUCACUGUUGCAGCAGGAUGACGGAGAUGCGUAAUGGUUUAGGGCACAGUUUUGGAGUCACCGUUUUCUGCCAGAGUUUCAUGAAAUCCUGACAAGAUGAGAAGAAGAGAUGCUGAUUAUCGGCCAUUUGCAAAGACACUCACAUCUUUAUUUGAUUUAAUACAUUUCUCAUAAAAAAUAAUAAUAAUAAUAUAAAUUCUGGUGCUCUUAAACCUUACACUAUACGCGGGCAAUGUGAGACUGGAAUGUCAUUUAUGGCAGUUUUAAGCUCCCGUUUUAAACUUGUUUUUAAUUUUUAAUGUUCGACGGUUGUAAUAUCGUACUUAUGUCCUUGUAAAUUUUUCUCUUUGUACUUUUACACGAUCUAACACUUUUUAAAACCAAAAUAUUUGAACGAUGCAUUGUGUUGUCGUUGGUUUCUAAAUUAUUGUCUGUAUUCGUUAGUAGAUGGAAAGAUGUUGGUUUUCUACCUUGUUGGUGUCCUGUCUGUCAGAAAAUGUCAUGAAUAUGCAUGAUUACAAGUUUGGGCAUGAAUAAAGAUUGUGAGAAAAAA
This is a messenger RNA of Paramormyrops kingsleyae, 3144 nucleotides long. RefSeq names its product dihydropyrimidinase like 4 (gene dpysl4). Gene Ontology annotation, molecular function: hydrolase activity, acting on carbon-nitrogen (but not peptide) bonds, in cyclic amides. The record is from RefSeq and is a predicted model, not a curated record. Lineage: Eukaryota; Metazoa; Chordata; Actinopteri; Osteoglossiformes; Mormyridae. Gene Ontology annotation, cellular component: cytosol; cytoplasm.